This is a messenger RNA of Trifolium pratense (red clover), 1707 nucleotides long. RefSeq lists its product as uncharacterized. NCBI's taxonomy places the organism in Eukaryota, Viridiplantae, Streptophyta, Magnoliopsida, Fabales, Fabaceae. The transcript has a single exon. The coding region runs from base 1 to 1707 and encodes 568 amino acids. The record is from RefSeq and is a predicted model, not a curated record.
AUGGCAUCAAGUAAUGAAUCAUUUUCAAAAAACCUCAUACAUGUAAAAGCAAAAAUGCCUAAUGUACAAAGUUUGGUAGAGUUUGGUAAAUUGUUGAAAGGAAAAAUGCGCAAAGAUUUUGAUGAUAAAUAUGGAAAAAUUCUUAGUUUAAUGGAAGUUAAUGUACAAGUGGAAGCCAUAACGGCAUUGUCCCAAUUCUACGAUCCCCCAUACCGGUGUUUCACAUUUCAAGAUUUUCAAAUGGCACCAACUCUAGAGGAGUAUGAGCAAAUUCUAGGAUUCCCCUUAGAGAAUUCCAAACCAUACCACUACAUAGGACAUUAUCCUUCUCUUUCAACUGUAGCUUCAAUUUUAAAAGUAAACAAAGGUCAAUUGAGCGCUGUUACGAAGAAUCUAAAUUGUGUCGAUGGUAUCCCGCUAGCAUACCUCAAGGAGAGGUUAAAUUUGUUUCAUAAAGAACAAAAUUGGACUGCCUUUACAGAUGUGUUGGCUUUAACCAUGUUUGGGAUCGUUUUGUUUCCGAAUAUGGAUGAAUAUGUUGACUUUGCAGCAAUUGAUGUUUUCUUAGCAGUAAGAAACCAAGGUCACAACCCGGUGCCUGCUGUUCUUGCUGACACGUAUUACGUCCUUAAUUCUUGUCAUGAGAUGAAGAAAAAAAGGAUAUUAUGUUGCUUGCCCGCACUCUAUGUGUGGCUGAUCACCCAUAUAUUUCACGGUGUUAGGCGUGCAUCGUCGUGUCCUAUUGUUGAUUUCAAGGAAUGCUUUGUGAAAGACAAGAGCAAACAAGAUUGGGCUAAAUAUUUAAGAAAUCUUAAUGAGAGGACGGUUCGGUGGUACCCAAAAUGGAGGGAGGUGAACAAGGUAAUUUACCAAUGCGGCACUUUUCCAAACGUGCCGCUAUUGGGAACAAAAGGUUGUAUAAAUUACAACCCUUCUUUAGCAUUGAGACAAUUGUGCUACCCCAUCAUGCACCCACCUAAUCAAGAUGGUUUGACAGACCCAUUUAUUGUACAUGGGAUAGAUGCAAAGGAUACACAAGAGCAUAGAAGGAUCAAAAUGGCAUGGAAUCAAAUUGUACUAAAAGGGAGAGAACUUGGGAAAAGGAGCACCGACGCCCAUGUUUCAUACCGCCAAUGGGUAAAGCAAAGAGUUCUUGAAAUCAAAUUGCCUUUCAGUGGUACUCAUUCAACUGAGCAAGAAAUGGCUGAACCUACCCCUAUAACAAAAGAAGAGGUAGAAGGGCUCAGGGCAGCGUUGAUAAAGUCCGAAGAAGAAAAAAAGGAGUUACAAGAAACAUUAGAGAAAUCAUAUCAAGAGAACAAAGACUUGAAGUUGAAAAACACUAAUAUGGAGGAAUUUAUUGAGACAAGCAACAAAAGGUUGAAAAUAGAAACAAGUAAAAAGCUUAGAGUACAAGAGUGUUUGAGAGGCGCGGAUGAAGAACUGACGGUGCGUGAUGAACAGUUGAAUAAUGCUGUAGAUAAAGCCUUUAUGUGGAAAGGGUUGUGGUCAGAGUCCAAUAUUGGUGAAAGGAAUGUGCAAAGGGAGCACAAUGAUUUGAAACAACAACUGAAGGAGAUGGUGGUUAAGUAUGAAAAGCAAGUAAAAAAUGAGAAGCAACAAGAAAAAGUAGAAGUAAUAUGUAAAAAUUUGAUUGAAGAGUUGAAGGAAAAGGCGGGUUGUCCUAUUAGGAAGAAAAAUGAGUGA